Messenger RNA from Lodderomyces pseudojiufengensis, 294 nucleotides. RefSeq lists its product as uncharacterized. Lineage: Eukaryota; Fungi; Ascomycota; Pichiomycetes; Serinales; Debaryomycetaceae. The record is from RefSeq and is a predicted model, not a curated record. The transcript has a single exon. Bases 1 to 294 code for a protein of 97 amino acids.
AUGAAUAGUUCACAACAACAACAUGAAUUAAGUACAAUAUAUAAUGAAUAUUCAACAUAUUUUUCAAAAUGUUUAUUAAAUUUAGAUCAAAAUUAUAUUGAAAUUAUUACAAAAGAAGGUGAUGAAUUGAAGGUUGUAGUAAGUAAUCAAGGUUGGUCAAUUAAAAAUUCAAAUCCACUUGUUUAUGAAACUUUUGAAGCAUUAUUACAAACUAUAAGUCCUUCAUUUAGAGAUAAAUUUGGAAAUGAAUUGGCUAAUAGAUUAAAUUUAUUACUACAACAAGAAGAUGAUUAA